Messenger RNA from Salvia hispanica, 2635 nucleotides. Its product is annotated as Exostosin family protein. The record is from RefSeq and is a predicted model, not a curated record. Gene Ontology annotation, molecular function: glycosyltransferase activity. Lineage: Eukaryota; Viridiplantae; Streptophyta; Magnoliopsida; Lamiales; Lamiaceae.
GAGAUGCUUCCCACUAAAAAGAUGAAAGCUUGGACCACUCUGGUCGCCGACACUUCGCAAGCUUCACUCUUCUCACCACUGCUGCUUCUCUCUCUUCUUUUCUCUGCGUAAGCUUCCGCCCCUCAAUUUCACACCUUUUUUUCAAGUAUAAACUCGUGUUUCUGCUGCUUGUUUGAGCACCUCCGCAUGCACAGUUAAUGGCAGAUAAUUAACGUUUCCCCCUCACGAAAUUGCUGAUUUUGGGUUUUAUUGUAUGAUCAAGAUUGAAUUUUUAUACGCUUAUGGUUCGUUUGAGUCAGUUUCUCUUCCAAUUUAUUGGCUUGUAAGUGGGAAUUGUAGCUGGAAUUCACGAAUUGAAGAGUUUAGCCCUUUCUAUUAAGAGUUAGGGGCCAUGAUCGAGUAGAAUUAGGGUUUUUUUCAUGUGCAAUGGAUCGUUCUGUUAAAAUUCAGUUGCUUGAGAAGAGGAAAUGGGUGAUCAUUGUGGGAAUGGUUGCUUUGACCCAUUUGUUAUGUCAAUCUUUGAUGCUUCCGUAUGGGAACGCGCUGCUGUCCAUGCUGCCCGAUGAAAAGAGUGAAAAUGUUGUCGUUGUUACCCCGUCGAUUGAGGAUUCUGCUGUUGAGAGCUUGAUUGAUGACAAGGUUCGUGUUUCUGGUGUGUUGAAUUUGGAAAAUGAGCAGUCUCUGUUGGUUAGAGGAGUGAAGAGCGCGGAAGGCUACAAUGCGCGUGUAAAUGCCGAAGGUGAGAAGGAGUCUACGGAGAAGAAUGGGAAAGAGGAGAUGGAUUCUGGUUUAGAUGGCGAUGGAACGGAUGAGGAUGUUGAUUUUGUCGAGGAUGAAGCCUUAGAUGAUGUGGAUGUAGACUUAGAAGAGGGGUUUACAGUGGAUAACAGCACUCAGAUUGAAGAGGCAAGCUCCGGGGUUAUGUUAGAGUCUAGAACUAGUGGGGUUCAGGGGAAGAAGGUAACGGAUGGAUCUGUUAUUUUGCCAACACCCGUUGCCUCUUUGGAUAAACCUUUGUUGAUUGGUUCUGUUGUUGGGGAAAAACCGGAAUCAGGAUCAAGAAUUUCUGAUGGUUCUGCUUUUUCAAACAAUGGUUCAUCAAUGCCAAAUAAGUCUGCUAAGAAGAAGAUGAGAUGUGACAUGCCACCUAAAACUGUAACACCUAUAGAUGAGAUGGAACGAUUGUUAGUCCACCAUCGUGCUCGUUCACGUGCAAUGAGACCGAGAUGGGCUUCUGAUCGCGACCAGGAAAUUUUAGCAGCGAAGACAAGGAUUGAGAAUGCUCCCUUCUUGAAGAAUGACCGGGAAUUGCACGCUCCUCUGUUUCGAAAUAUCUCUAUGUUCAAAAGGAGUUACGAACUCAUGGAACGAGUACUAAAGGUAUAUGUAUACAAGGAAGGCGAAAAGCCCAUCUUUCAUCAACCAAUACUGAAAGGACUGUAUGCAUCCGAAGGGUGGUUUAUGAAACUAAUGGAACGAAAGAAUCGUUUUGUUGUGAAAGAUCCUAGGAAGGCUCAUCUGUUCUACAUGCCAUUCAGUUCCCGGAUGCUUGAACACACACUUUAUGUGCGCAAUUCCCACAACCGGACCAAUUUACGACAGUAUUUGAGGAAUUAUUCAGAAAAGAUCGCAGCAAAGUAUCGUUUCUGGAACAGAACAGGUGGAGCUGACCACUUUCUUGUUGCCUGUCAUGACUGGGCUCCAUACGAGACGAGACACCAUAUGGAGCACUGCAUGAAAGCCCUUUGCAAUGCUGAUGUAACAGUGGGCUUCAAGAUAGGACGUGACGUCUCCCUUCCAGAAACAUACGUCCGAUCUGCCAGAAACCCGCUUAGAGAUCUUGGAGGAAAGCCACCAUCACAGAGACGCAUCCUCGCCUUCUAUGCUGGGAGCCUGCAUGGCUAUCUUCGUCCGAUCCUGCUCAAGUACUGGAAAGACAAGGAGCCCGAUAUGAAAAUACUCGGCCGAAUGCCACCCGGUGUCCCCAGCAAAAUGGACUACAUCGCUCAAAUGAAAAGCAGCAAGUACUGCAUCUGCCCAAAGGGAUAUGAAGUCAACAGCCCGAGGAUAGUCGAAGCCAUCUUCUAUGAGUGUGUGCCGGUCAUAAUAUCUGAUAACUUUGUGCCUCCGUUCUUCGAGGUCUUCAACUGGGACGCGUUCUCAGUGAUUAUUGCUGAGAAGGACAUCCCGAACUUGAGAGACAUACUUGCCUCCAUCCCCGAGAAGAAGUAUCUCGACAUGCAACUCAAUGUCCGGAGAGUUCAGAAGCACUUCCUGUGGCAUGCUAGUCCCGUCAAGUACGACCUCUUCCACAUGACCCUUCAUUCAAUCUGGUACAAUCGAGUUUUUCAGAUCAAGUCAAGGUAACAGUCUCUAUGCUCGCCUACAAAUGUUGAAAAACAAGCGAUCAAGGUACGCCUUCACUCGUCUUCUCUAUGCUGCUCUGCAAAUUGUAAGUGUAGGGAUGAAAUAAUUUGUGUAAAUAUUGAGAUGUGAACUUGUAGAGUAGUAUUUAGCUUUAUGCUGCAAGUAGCUUUCUUGUAUAUAAUCUAUUGUGCUUGUGUUGCUUGUUAUGUUGGUGGAGUGGAAACGUCUUACCAAUUGAAGUGAAUGUAUGGUUUUAGAAUUUUUUGAA